CCCGAGGCCCCGCCCAGGUCGCGGAGCCAAUCGACGCCCGGGUAUGGGCGGGGCAGGCGCGGGCGGCGGCGCAGAGAUCCGCGCGGGUGGAGGGUGCGGACGGACCAAGCUCACCGACCAUGGCUUCCAAGUGUCCCAAAUGUGACAAGACGGUGUACUUCGCCGAGAAGGUGAGCUCCCUCGGCAAGGACUGGCACAAGUUCUGUCUCAAGUGUGAGCGCUGCAACAAGACACUGACCCCCGGCGGCCACGCUGAGCAUGAUGGGAAGCCCUUCUGCCACAAGCCCUGUUAUGCUACACUGUUUGGACCCAAAGGCGUGAAUAUAGGGGGCGCUGGUUCCUACAUCUACGAGAAGCCUCCGACUGAGGCUCCUCAGGUCACUGGCCCCAUCGAGGUCCCUGUGGUGCGAACUGAGGAGCGGAAGACCAGUGGACCCCCCAAGGGUCCCAGCAAAGCCUCUAGUGUCACCACGUUCACUGGGGAACCCAACAUGUGUCCUCGAUGCAACAAGAGAGUAUACUUUGCUGAGAAGGUGACCUCCCUGGGCAAGGACUGGCACCGGCCCUGCCUGCGCUGUGAGCGCUGCUCCAAGACACUGACCCCAGGCGGGCAUGCUGAGCACGAUGGCCAGCCCUACUGCCACAAGCCUUGCUAUGGAAUACUCUUUGGACCCAAGGGAGUGAACACCGGCGCUGUGGGCAGCUAUAUCUAUGACAAGGACCCGGAAGGCACCGUUCAGCCUUAGAUCUGCAGAUGCUGUCCUCAGAGUCCUGCGAGACUCUGGGGAGUCUUGGCCUGCAAGCCUAGGUCAUAAGUGAUGGAGGGGGAAGCCCAGAAUAGCAUCCUUAGUUUUUUUGUGUCACCUUGGCAUGUCCUUUGUUGCCCACUACCCACUUUGUGUCUCCAUAACCCCGCGUAUCCUGUGUCCCCUCCGUCCCGGUGUCUCUAUGCUCCUGAUAACUCUCCAGGGUGGCUGUCCUAUGAUAUCCCUGUUACCCACACCUGCCCACCAGUAUUAUUUAUGCUCUGCUUGCCGGUGACGGCCUUGAGCUCACAGCAUUCCCAGGGUGAUGGCACCCCUGUGAAGAGCCCUCUGCUGGUCCCCACAUCACUCCCUACCUACUCCGCACGUGGUUCACAGCUACAGAGACAUUUGCGGUCAAUAAAUGGUUUGGUUUGAGGAUUGCAGAA
This is a messenger RNA of Acomys russatus (golden spiny mouse), 1192 nucleotides long. RefSeq names its product cysteine rich protein 2 (gene Crip2). The coding region runs from base 120 to 746 and encodes 208 amino acids. The transcript is spliced from 7 exons. Lineage: Eukaryota; Metazoa; Chordata; Mammalia; Rodentia; Muridae. The record is from RefSeq and is a predicted model, not a curated record.